Molecule: messenger RNA, 6633 nt
Organism: Platichthys flesus (European flounder)
Lineage: Eukaryota; Metazoa; Chordata; Actinopteri; Pleuronectiformes; Pleuronectidae
Gene: ago3b
Product: argonaute RISC catalytic component 3b
Exons: 20
Coding region: 405-3008 (867 amino acids)
Biological process (GO): regulatory ncRNA-mediated gene silencing; regulation of stem cell proliferation
Molecular function (GO): RNA binding; protein binding
Source: RefSeq, a predicted model, not a curated record
GGGCGGUGUGAAGAGCCGGACUCAGACCGGGUCUCUAGCCGACACACAGGAGGAGGACGCCGGGCAAGUGAAGCUCCGUCACAUCGGUGUGAAAAAGACGUUAACUCACCGGGGGGACCAACACAGCAGCUGCCGGGUUUCUACCGAAUCGAACUUCGAGGGUUCCAAGCGGCGACGUGUCGGUGAAGUCUGCGCUGUCACCCGGGGGCAGCUCGGUCGAGCGGCGGUGGGAGAGAGGACUUUCCAGCCGAGGGAACCCCGAAGCGGCCCGGGUGCACAUCCGCCUGUCAGCCGGGGGGAGCCGGGGGAGGGUCCGCGCGGUGUCGGCCCAGCGCAACUUUCCUGGAAGUUUUUGCAGAAAUCCAAUCGCAGGGAGCCGGGUCAACCGGACCGAGACCUCAUGAAUGGAAAUCGGAACAACAGACGACGCUGAAGCCCCGGCCCUCUUUUCUUUGCCACGGCGACCUGGCCAUGGCACCAUCGGGAAGCCCAUCAAGCUUCUGGCCAACUGCUUCCAGGUGGACAUCCCCAAAAUCGAUGUCUACCUGUACGAAGUGGACAUCAAACCGGAUAAAUGUCCCCGGAGAGUCAACAGGGAGGUGGUGGACUCCAUGGUGCAGCAUUUCAAGGUGACUAUCUUCGGUGACCGUCGGCCAGUGUACGAUGGGAAGAGAAGCCUUUACACCGCGAACCCACUUCCUGUCGCCACCAGUGGGGUUGAUCUGGAUGUCACCCUGCCUGGUGAGGGGGGGAAGGACCGCCCGUUCAAAGUCUCCAUCAGGUUUGUGUCGCUGGUCAGCUGGCACAUGCUGCACGAGGUCUUGAAUGGAAACGGCGUGGUGGAACCCCUGGACCUGGACAAACCCAUCAGCACCAAUCCUGUUCACGCUGUGGAUGUGGUCCUGCGACACCUCCCCUCCAUGAAGUACACCCCCGUCGGACGAUCCUUCUUCUCCUCCCCAGAGGGCUACGACCACCCGCUAGGUGGAGGAAGGGAGGUGUGGUUUGGUUUCCAUCAGUCAGUUCGGCCGGCCAUGUGGAAGAUGAUGCUCAACAUUGAUGUGUCAGCCACAGCCUUUUACAAAGCCCAGCCAGUCAUCCAGUUCAUGUGCGAGGUCCUGGACAUUCACAACAUUGAUGAGCAGCCGCGGCCGCUCACCGACUCCCACAGGGUCAAGUUCACCAAAGAAAUCAAAGGUCUUAAAGUGGAAGUGACACACUGUGGAACCAUGCGUAGGAAGUACCGAGUCUGCAAUGUAACACGACGCCCCGCCAGCCUCCAGACGUUUCCGUUGCAGCUGGAGAAUGGUCAGACUGUGGAGCGCACGGUGGCGCAGUACUUCAGAGAGAAGUACAGUCUGCAGCUCAAGUAUCCCCACCUGCCCUGCCUGCAGGUGGGCCAGGAGCAGAAACACACCUACCUGCCCCUGGAGGUGUGCAACAUAGUAGCUGGACAGCGCUGCAUCAAGAAGCUAACAGAUAACCAGACGUCCACCAUGAUCAAAGCAACAGCUCGCUCUGCACCGGACCGGCAGGAGGAGAUCAGCCGGCUGGUGCGGAGCGCGAACUACGAGGCCGACCCGUUUGUCCAGGAGUUUCAGUUCCGCGUGCGAGACGAGAUGGCUCAGGUGAUGGGCCGCGUCCUGCCGGCCCCCAUGCUGCAGUACGGCGGCAGGGUGAGCUCUGAGCCGUUUAUGAACCGCACGGUGGCCACACCCAGCCACGGCGUGUGGGACAUGAGGGGGAAGCAGUUCCACACCGGAGUGGAGAUCAAGAUGUGGGCCAUCGCCUGCUUCGCCACGCAGAGGCAGUGCAGAGAGGAGAUCCUCAAGAGCUUCACUGACCAGCUGCGGAAGAUCUCAAAGGAUGCUGGGAUGCCGAUCCAGGGUCAGCCGUGCUUCUGUAAAUACGCCCAGGGAGCCGACAGCGUGGAGCCCAUGUUCCGACACCUGAAGAACACCUACGCUGGGCUGCAGCUCAUCAUUGUUAUCCUGCCCGGGAAAACACCCGUCUAUGCUGAGGUGAAGCGGGUGGGCGACACCCUCCUCGGCAUGGCCACCCAGUGCGUCCAGGUGAAGAACGUGGUGAAGACGUCGCCUCAGACCCUCUCCAACCUCUGCCUCAAGAUCAACGUCAAACUGGGAGGAAUCAACAACAUCCUGGUUCCACACCAGCGGCCUUCUGUGUUCCAGCAGCCGGUCAUCUUCCUCGGGGCUGAUGUCACUCAUCCUCCAGCCGGAGACGGGAAGAAACCAUCGAUUGCAGCGGUGGUGGGCAGCAUGGACGCCCACCCCAGCCGGUACUGUGCCACAGUGCGGGUGCAGAGGCCAAGACAGGAGAUCAUCCAGGACUUGGCCUCUAUGGUGCGAGACCUUUUGAUCCAGUUCUACAAGUCGACGCGCUACAAGCCGACCAGGAUCAUCUUCUACAGGGACGGCGUGUCGGAGGGCCAGUUCAGACAGGUGCUGUACUAUGAGCUGCUGGCCAUCAGGGAGGCUUGCAUCAGCCUGGAGAAAGAAUACCAGCCGGGGAUCACGUACAUCGUCGUGCAGAAACGCCAUCACACACGCCUCUUCUGUGCGGAUCGCAACGAGCGGGUUGGUCGAAGUGGAAACAUUCCUGCCGGCACCACGGUGGACACAGACAUCACCCACCCCUACGAAUUUGACUUUUACCUCUGCAGUCACGCUGGGAUCCAGGGCACGAGUCGGCCGUCCCACUACCACGUUCUGUGGGACGACAACUGCUUCACGGCCGACGAGUUCCAGCUCCUCACCUACCAGCUGUGCCACACCUACGUCCGCUGCACCCGGUCCGUCUCCAUCCCGGCACCGGCCUACUACGCCCACCUGGUGGCGUUCCGUGCCCGCUACCACCUGGUGGACAAAGAGCACGACAGUGCGGAGGGCAGCCACGUCUCAGGGCAGAGCAACGGCCGGGACCCCCAGGCGCUGGCCAAAGCCGUUCAGAUCCACCACGACACAUUGAGUACCAUGUACUUCGCCUGAGGCCCUCCACCUUUCUCAGUCGCUCAGCCAGUCUUAAGGUCCGAGCCCCCCCCGCUGGUGAAGCUCUGGCGGCAGCUACUGCAGACUGCAUGAGGAUGAACGAAGCCAGAGAGGAGUCACAGCCACAUUAUGCAAAAAAAAUUUAAAAAACCAGCCAAUAAUUUCCCUUUGCUCCCACAUCACCCCCCCCCUCUUCGCUUUAUUUAAAUCAUGACGAAUCGACAGCAGCUCAAACUUUUAUUUUGCAGGGAUUUUUCUUUUCUUCUCGUGCGUGCGUGUGUGUGUGUGUGUGUUUAACUGACGCAGCAGGAGGAGGAGGAGGAGGUGGGGAAAUACAAACUGAUGACUCUUUGGUGAAUGAGUGGGAAUGAAGCCUCAUGUUGAGCCCAGUGUCGCUGGUUUACGGUGUUUACACGCGUGUUGUGUUUGUGUUUUCUCAGCUUUCUAGACACCGAAUGUGUUGUGUUGUCUGUGUGGAGCAAAGUGCGUGAUCGCCAUAGCACCAUUGGCAGGCUGCCUUCGCGGUUUACCGAUCGGCCUCCCUUUAAGCCAAUGGUCCCCCCCCCCUCGCGGCCAUCCAGCCUGACGGUGAGAACCGUAACCAACACAGACACUGAAUGAAAAUGUUUUUUAAAAAUAAAAUCCGCGUACAGCUGCGUCUUGAAGGCAUUGUGUAUCGCUUGUUGCCUUAGUGCGAGUCGCAUAAAGUUAGACUGUUAGAAAACUUCUCCACGUCGUAGUUCAGCUUGGUACAGUUUGUUCAACCACAUGUUUCCCCGUGUGCGUUUUAUUCUUCUUCCUAUUUAUGAGUGUUAUUUCCCCGUCUUUUAGUUUUUAAAUUAACUUUCAUAUUCAGCAAUAGAACAGAGUGGACGACUUAUAUCUUCUGACGACAACAAGCGCUUUUAACCUACCCCCCACCCCCCCACCACCACCACCACCCCACCCUCAACAAACUGAUAAUGUCAAGAGCUCCGUCAGUGCAAUAAGGUGCUAAUACAGAGAUCGGGCUCAGUGCUGAACGAGUACCCUGUCGUCAUAAGGGAGUUCUGGCAAGUGACGGUGAACCUCGGCUUCAGGAAUGUAAAGUAUUUGACUUCCUCGUGGGUCAGUCAGAGGUCGGAGGGUGCGUUCGGAGAAGAGUAAUCAAAGUGCCUAACGUGGUUUAAAGAGUGAAGUGUGUGUAUGUGUGUGUGUGUAUGUGUGUGUGUGUGUAGGUUGGAAGGAAGUUAAACGUAUGUUGGUUCGGGCGCCUCUGUGUGAAGAACCCUCUGAGCUGUCCGGCUCGUGGGCCUGGACGACACGGAGGUUACUGGAGUUUGGUUUUCUCACGAUCGGGAACAAAUUCUUCUGAUUUCAACAUGUUUUUAAAAGAGGUUAUAAAGCUUUAUUUUUUACUACUAUCACAAGUUCAACUCGAUCAUCACCCACAUCCCCUGAUAGAUCCGAACAGAAUGAAGGAAGUUAAGUGAAAUUAGAAUCUGGUUAAUCAGGCCUUCAAACUGCCUUUUGUUAUGAUAAUUUAGUUUCCUUAUAAUAACCAGUAAUUCUGUCCAGAUCCAGGAUCAGCUUCACAUGUUGAAAUCAUAAGAUACCUUCUGUCUCUGGGAGGAAACUGAACCCAGUCGUGCACAUGGGGGAGUUUGUAUUCGUCUGCAGACGGCAGAGACCUGUCGUCACCGCCGGGACUCGAACCCUUCGUAUUCAGACUCCGCAGCAUCUGCCAGCCAGCCAUCGGUCUGAGCGUCACCGUUCACGUUCCACCACUCGAGCUCAAACCCCAGUGAACGCUUGUCUGUCUAUAUUUUUGGUUGAAGCGACAUCGUCUUGCAAUAAGGAGCAGUCCAGAGCGGGGGAACUCAUCGUAGACUUCACAGUUCAGCCCCUCGUGGUUUAAUUCAGAGGAAGCCUGUUUUCAUCAGUCGGACCAAACCAGUGGUGCCUGGUCCGGGUCGGGGGUGUUGGGACUCGGGUGUCGAUGCUCUUAUUACAGCCUCGUGCUGAAAAGGCUCUGAACCUAAGCUGCUAUAUUUGAUAUUUCAUCAGAUACAUAUAGAUUCAAUAUAUUGACGGAGAAGGAAGAAGAGGAUUCGUGGUGUUUUACUGCACUUAGAUAAAUAAAUAAAAAACAGCUGCAUGUGUUUUUAAUGGUUGAGUCGGAAGGGGCUGAGGUUUUUUGUUUGAUUUAAUAUUUUCUCUCUUGACUUAAAACAUUUUUAAUUAUAAUGAUGCCGCAGCUGAUCGUUUUCUUUUUGUUUGUCGUCCUGUUGAAGCAGUUUCUCGUUUGUCGGACAUUACCAGCAUUUUUACUUGAAUAGUUUUAGUAGUCGUGGGCAUGUUUAACAUUGUUGUCUAGUGCUCUGCUUGUUUUUAAAAGUUUAUAUUUAUAAGUAUAUCAAGAGCCUUAUAACAGAAACCCCCUCUCUCCUGCCUUGAUGCCACCUGCAGUCAUUUGACCUCGAGAGGCCGAAGGACAGAUUCCCUCAAAAAUAAAAAACCUUUUUAAAACUGAAUGGAGAAAUAUUUAUAUUUAAAGAUACCAAUGUAAUGCACAUACCACUUGUCCUAUAUAAAACAGAGGCCUGAUAGCUGUAUUGAAAUAUGAUAUUUAAUUGUCAUUUUUUUCCAAAUUGGAUAAUGCAAUAGCCGUGUUUUCUGCUUGGUGGAGUCUGUCGGAGGUUUGUUGUUUCACGUCAGACGAACCGUCAACCCUCCUCUGCCGGCGUCCCCCCCACUCAUCAUCUCAAACACGCUCUUUUAUUCUGAAAAGCUCUUUUUAAUUUUUAAACAUAUAUCCUGCGUAUUAAUACAAAGAGGAGGAGGGUUGAACGUUCAUCGCUGGACUGAUUUGUCAGACUGUGCCUUUCCUGAUGGUGCUGAAAAAAAAAAGAACGUAAAAUCAAAGAAAUCCUCACAUUCAGAAAGUCGACAAUAAUAAGUAUAUAUUGAUACAUGACAAUACUGUAAGGUGUGGUUGUGUGUGUGUAUGUAUUUGUGUGCGUGUGUGUUUGUGUGAGACCUAUGCCAAGAACACAAGUUAUGCAGAACUGAUCGGUUUUUGGAGCUGCCAGGACCAGACGGCCUGCAGGGAUCAGUUUCUCACGGACGGGCACUUUCCAAGCACAACCCAGAUCUAACAUUUAGGAGUAGCUCAGUGUUAUGUAGCAUUAUUUAUUUAGCCUUUUAUUUCUAUCGGGACGGGACUCGAACCCUUUUCUCACUGCCUGGAAACACGGAUGUGACUCAAACCAACGUCUCUGUUUAAAAAAAAACAACCUUCGUGAUUUUCCUUCUCAUUCGAAUGUGAAAUUUGGACGUUUACAGAAUUGAGAUGCUUCUUUGAGUCCUCGAGUGUCCGUCUCAUGGUUUUUCCCCACAAAAAUUAAUAUUUAAACGCCUCUGUGCUUGGCUGCAUAUCAUCAUACUCUAAAAUUAUGUUUGGUUGUCACUAUGUAUUAAUGUGAUCAUCUUUUCUUUUGUGCCCGAUUAUGAGAUUUGUCACUUUUAGAAGUAAAACGUCUUUUUUUUGUCUUAACACUCAUCUGAUCCUGGUCCUACAAGUUGAGCCUUUUUCAUUCUGUUGUCGUAUUUAAUUUUUUUUGGAAUAAAUACUCUAUGUAAUGUU